AUGGGAAAUCAAACCGAAGUGACUGAAUUUAUUAUCCUGGGACUUUCCAGUGACCCACAGAUGAAGAUUUUCCUCUUCCUUGUGUUUUUAGUUGUCUACCUAAUCACGCUUUUGGCAAACAUGGUGAUCAUGCUGGCGAUAAGGGCUGAUCCUAACCUUCACACCCCAAUGUACUUCUUCCUGUCUCAUUUAUCCUUUGUUGAUAUCUGCUAUUCCUCAGCCAUUGUCCCUAAUAUGUUGGUGCAUUUCCUAGCAGAGCACAAAACCAUUUCUGUCAAUAGCUGCAUUGCACAGAUGUUCUUCAUUUUCAUGCCAGCUGUUACAGAAGUUUAUAUUCUCUCAGCAAUGGCUUAUGAUCGCUACGCUGCCAUCUGUGACCCAUUACGUUACGUGGAUACAAUGAGCAAAGGGAUCUGUUUUCAGCUGGUGAGUGGUGCAUGGGCGAUAGGCUUCAUAGAUGCCCUGCUUAACACUAUUUUUGCCCUCAAGCUGCAUUUCUGUGGGCCCAAUCAAAUCAACCAUUUCAGCUGUGAGCUCCCUAGUCUAUUACGUCUGUCCUGCACUGAGACCCUCACCAAUCAAGUGAUGCUUUUUACUUCUGCUGUCAUACUUGGAUCAAGCUCCUUCCUCCUCAUGCUGAUCUCCUACAUUUACAUCAUCUCCACCAUCCUGAGGAUGCGCUCCGCAGAGGGCAGGCAUAAAGCAUUCUCCACCUGCAGCUCCCACCUGAUUGUGGUUGGUUUGUUGUACUUGACAGGUUUUUUCCAAUACACAAAACCCAGCUCAGUCUCGUCUGUGGUGCUGGAUGAAAUAUUCUCCAUCCAGUACAGCAUCUUGACUCCCAUGUUAAACCCCAUCAUCUACAGCCUGAAAAACAAGGAGGUGAAAACAGCUAUAGGGAAAAUGUUGGGGAAAUUCAAUUUUCUCAAGUAG
This is a messenger RNA of Mauremys reevesii (Reeves's turtle), 933 nucleotides long. RefSeq names its product olfactory receptor 5A1-like. Gene Ontology annotation, biological process: G protein-coupled receptor signaling pathway. Gene Ontology annotation, molecular function: olfactory receptor activity; G protein-coupled receptor activity. The record is from RefSeq and is a predicted model, not a curated record. Bases 1 to 933 code for a protein of 310 amino acids. The transcript has a single exon. NCBI's taxonomy places the organism in Eukaryota, Metazoa, Chordata, Testudines, Geoemydidae. Gene Ontology annotation, cellular component: membrane.